Molecule: messenger RNA, 825 nt
Organism: Parathielavia appendiculata
Lineage: Eukaryota; Fungi; Ascomycota; Sordariomycetes; Sordariales; Chaetomiaceae
Exons: 3
Coding region: 104-694 (196 amino acids)
Source: RefSeq, a predicted model, not a curated record
AUCAUCUCGGAGAUUGUCGGUCAGGUACGGUAUUGAACACGCACUCGGCCAGGCUGAUCUUUCCAUAUGUUAACAGCUCAGCGCCAUCCUCAUCCCUGUUGCCAUGUACUGGAAGCGCUUCCGGAACCCGAGUGGGACGACUCGAAUUCUCGAAAGCGCCACGCGCCACGGGUUAAGAUUUGGGGGCUCUCAGUGGGGCUCGACGAGACAAGCGAGCUGUGUGUUCCUGCAUAAGCUCCCCCUUUUCUCCCCUGAGGACCCGCCCUGCCGCCGUCACAGCAGCCGCACCACCACCAGAUCCCCCGCUUUUGACCCAUCGCCAACCUCACCAUGUUUCAAGCCGUUCAGGGCAACGGAUGACGCACCCAGCUGUGCGAUUGGCCUGCCCGGACUUCGUCGACGGUCAGUUCAUGCCUUGGCGACGAUACCCUGUCUCACAUCAAUUGAAUCGCCCGCCAGUGCCGCCACGGCAUCACCUUGGCGUCCCAUCGUCGCUUGCCGGUCGCUCCACCACAUCACGGCCAUGAUCUCUAUUUCUUCCGUCCCAACCGACGCUGCCGCCGCCAUCCUCGUGCUUCUACAUCUGCCCAACCGCCAAGGGACAAGCGCUUUUCCGGGCUUGGAGCACAGUCUUCUGUCCGUUGCGAUGAUAGCGGACUUAAUGCCGGACCGGGCAAGGUUACCGUUCAGGUGAUGUACCAGGGUACACCAGCUCCUGAAUGUUGCGUGGAUAUAAGAUGCUCUUCUGGUCCUGUCGAUGGACUGGCGUCUACUCUUUCUACAGGCGCCAGUCGACCUUCAAGCAAAGCCAUUUUUGUCAUUCAU